Mus caroli (Ryukyu mouse) is the source of this 8144-nucleotide messenger RNA. RefSeq names its product mannosidase alpha class 1A member 2 (gene Man1a2). Gene Ontology annotation, molecular function: calcium ion binding; mannosyl-oligosaccharide 1,2-alpha-mannosidase activity. The record is from RefSeq and is a predicted model, not a curated record. Lineage: Eukaryota; Metazoa; Chordata; Mammalia; Rodentia; Muridae. Gene Ontology annotation, cellular component: Golgi membrane; endoplasmic reticulum; extracellular exosome. Gene Ontology annotation, biological process: mannose trimming involved in glycoprotein ERAD pathway; carbohydrate metabolic process.
GCUGUCGGUCCGAGGGCCGCGGCCCGGCUACCUCGCACGCCGCCAAGGCGCAGGGGCUCGGCCGCCGCGGCUGGGCUCGGCCGGGAAGCGGGCGGCGGGGCUAGCUGAGGAGGAGGAGGAAGAGAAGGAGGAGGAGGAGCCGGGUGGGGGCGGCCGCUCGGCUGAGGAGGAAGUUCCGCUCCUGACAGAGCGCGCGGCGGCGCGGGCGCUGUGGUGUUCGGGACGCCGUCGCCCUCGCGGCCUCGGCUGAGGGUCGCCGCUGCUACGCCCGGCGCCGCUGCUUGGAAGCCGCGGAGGCUGAGGAGCGGUGGAGUGGAGGAGGCUCCGGAGGGGGCCGAGUGGAACCGACCUGCUGCAACUCGUCGUCUUCGCCGGGCGCCUACCGGGGCGGGCAACCGCCUCUGAGCAUCGCGCCGGGGCGCGGGCAUGGCAGAACCCACCUUGCAGCUUCUCUGCAGUGUGGCUCGCCCGAUCCACUCUCGGGAAUGAAGAGGAGACUCGCGAUCACCCGGUGAGGCACUGAGAGCCAAAUGGCGAGAAGAUCUGACGGGACAGAAAUCAACGAUCGCUUGGGAGGUCACCCGGGCUUCUGGAUGUAAUCGGAGAGCGUGAAAGAGGUGGCCUCGUAAAUAAUAAUAAUAAUAAAAAAAAGCACAACAACCCUUUGAGAGGAGGAAAAUUGAGUUUAUUCUUUUUUUUUUUUUUUUUGGCCGAGGUUUUGAGAAACGGUUCGAUGUGUUGUACAUUUGAUAUAAGAUGAGAACUUUAUAAAGUAUUCCGUCCAAGAGCCUAAACGAUGACUACCCCAGCGCUGCUGCCCCUCUCUGGUCGUAGGAUACCACCUUUGAACCUGGGGCCGCCCUCCUUCCCACAUCACAGGGCUACCUUGAGACUCUCGGAGAAGUUUAUCCUUCUCCUCAUCCUUAGUGCCUUCAUCACCCUGUGUUUUGGGGCAUUCUUCUUCCUUCCAGACUCUUCAAAACACAAACGCUUUGAUCUGGGCUUAGAAGAUGUGUUAAUUCCUCACGUAGAUGCCGGCAAAGGAGCUAAAAACCCCGGAGUCUUCCUGAUCCAUGGACCCGACGAACACAGACACAGGGAAGAAGAAGAGCGUCUGAGAAAUAAGAUUAGAGCUGAUCAUGAGAAAGCCCUGGAAGAAGCAAAAGAAAAAUUAAGAAAGUCAAGAGAGGAAAUUCGUGCAGAAAUCCAGACAGAGAAAAACAAAGUAGCCCAAGCAAUGAAGACAAAAGAGACCAGGGUCCUGCCUCCUGUCCCUGUCCCACAACGUGUAGGGGUCAGUGGUGGGGAUCCAGAAGACAUGGAGAUCAAGAAGAAAAGAGACAAAAUUAAAGAGAUGAUGAAACAUGCCUGGGAUAAUUACAGAACAUACGGAUGGGGACAUAAUGAACUCAGGCCUAUUGCAAGGAAAGGCCAUUCCACUAACAUCUUUGGAAGCUCACAGAUGGGUGCCACCAUAGUGGAUGCUUUGGAUACCCUUUAUAUCAUGGGGCUUCAUGAUGAAUUCAUGGAUGGGCAAAGAUGGAUUGAAGAAAACCUUGAUUUCAGUGUGAAUUCAGAAGUGUCUGUCUUUGAAGUUAACAUUCGCUUUAUAGGAGGGCUCCUCGCUGCAUAUUACCUGUCAGGAGAGGAAAUAUUCAAGACUAAAGCAGUGCAGUUGGCUGAGAAACUCCUUCCUGCCUUUAACACACCUACUGGGAUUCCCUGGGCAAUGGUGAACCUGAAAAGUGGAGUAGGUCGAAACUGGGGCUGGGCGUCUGCAGGCAGCAGCAUCCUGGCUGAAUUUGGCACCCUGCACAUGGAGUUUGUGCACCUCAGCUACUUGACUGGCGACUUGACUUACUACAAUAAGGUCAUGCACAUUCGGAAACUACUGCAGAAAAUGGAACGCCCAAAUGGUCUUUAUCCAAAUUAUUUAAACCCAAGAACAGGGCGCUGGGGUCAGUAUCACACAUCAGUUGGUGGUCUGGGAGAUAGUUUUUAUGAAUACUUACUGAAAGCGUGGCUGAUGUCAGAUAAAACAGACCAUGAGGCAAGAAGGAUGUAUGACGAUGCUGUUGAGGCUAUAGAAAAACAUCUUAUUAAGAAGUCCCGAGGAGGUCUGGUUUUUAUUGGAGAAUGGAAGAAUGGACACUUGGAAAGGAAGAUGGGGCACUUAGCCUGCUUUGCUGGGGGAAUGUUUGCCCUUGGAGCAGAUGGUUCCAGAAAGGAUAAAGCUGGUCACUAUUUAGAACUAGGGGCAGAAAUUGCACGAACAUGUCAUGAGUCAUAUGACAGAACUGCAUUGAAACUAGGUCCGGAGUCAUUCAAGUUUGAUGGUGCAGUGGAAGCCGUGGCUGUGCGGCAGGCUGAAAAGUAUUACAUCCUUCGUCCAGAAGUAAUUGAAACCUAUUGGUAUCUAUGGCGAUUCACCCACGACCCAAGAUACAGGCAGUGGGGCUGGGAAGCAGCACUGGCUAUUGAGAAGUCGUGCCGGGUCAGCGGUGGGUUUUCUGGUGUCAAGGAUGUAUACGCCCCGACCCCUGUGCAUGACGACGUGCAGCAGAGCUUUUUUCUUGCUGAAACAUUAAAAUACUUGUACCUGCUGUUCUCUGGCGAUGACCUUCUACCUUUAGACCACUGGGUGUUUAACACAGAGGCGCACCCUCUGCCGGUGUUGCGCUUAGCCAACAGCACUCUUUCAGGUAAUCCUGCUGUCCGAUGAGCAUAGCCCCAGAAGGACCGUUCUUACCUGUGUUUUGUUUACAUGGACCACUACAGAGACUGUCUGCAGAGGAGAGGCGGCUGUGGGAAACUGGGACUCUUAUGUCAGUAUGCCAGAUGAAACUCUUCCCUGCAAGACUUUUCACUUGUACAUAUAUCAACUUUGAAAUUAUUCCAUUUUAUACCUGACCAAAACAAGUUCUGGUAUAUGUAGGACAGAGACCUGAUGUGUUUUGAUUCUUACUGAGAUGGCCACAUGAGAAACAAUGUCUUAUUCUAUACUGUCAGUGCAAGUCAAGACCAUAGAGCACCUUACAGGAGCUAGAGAUGGCUUUUUGAACCAGUUAUACAUUUGUUUUCUCCCACAGUGGAGCAGCUCUCAAAUCAAAUAUAAUACAUUGUGUAGCCCCUUUCCUCCAUUUUAACAAUGGAACAAACCGAAUGAACAGGAACAGAGGAAUAUGUAACUACAUUGUAGCAAGAAGACUUGGGAAAGAAACAAACAGAUACUGGCCCUGUCUGAAUUUUCCAGCUCCUCAUCGGAUUGUUACCAGACUGGCAACCAUUUCAUUCCCAACCUAGGCAUUGAAAUCUGUUUAGAUUGAGUUUUUCUCUGAGGGGCAUGAUCUCAUGAAGAAUAUUUUUCAAGUCGUUGUCUCCAUAUGAUAUGCUGAACCUGGUAUUUAUCAUAACUGCUGCUUAUGAGCCGGAGUGUGGGAGUGUGCAUGUAGCUCACGCUAGCAUUGGGAGCAUGGUGGAAGGAGGGAAGGUGCCAGAUUGUUGCCUUGAAACCUGUUUUAGAGAAAUCCUUAAUUAUUCUUCUGAACCAGCAACUGUAUCAAGCAAACAUUUUCUGCUUUAAUCUCAUAACACACUUAAUAGAGUCAUUCACCUUACAACUCCAUGUGGUUCGGCAAAAUUGACUCUACUGUUAUGCAGCUCUGUAUUUGCUAGAACAAACCUAAUCGCUUUUACGACUUACUAAAGCAAAGGCAAAACAUAGCAGUGUCCCUUGAGUAGGGUCAGGUCCUUCACUCAUUACCUCACAUGUGUGAUCUGUUCACAAAGAGUCUAUGUUUUUAAGUUUCUCCAAGAUAUUAUCCAUCCAAAGAAUUACUAGAAUAGCUUCGGAAUAAUUUUCAGUGGCGAAUGUGUGCCGUAAAGAAUCAUACUCACUAAAACUGGCCUGAACCUAAGGGACUUACAGACCUGCACUGGUUAUUUUUGUUGUUGAUAUUACUCUAUAUUUUGGCAGAAAAAAAGGGUAAAUUUUUAUCAAGAACUAUAGUUCUUAUUAUAAGAUAAGAUAAAUAGUAAUGCUUAUAAGUUUUCUGUCCCUUGAAUGUCUGUGACAAUUCAAGACACUUUCUCUUUUAUUUCGUACAUACAUCAUCUGUUGAUGACAAUAAAUUUGAGAACGCUAUAAUAUUUUAUGAAACACUUUACUUAUGAACUCUACUGUGGAUUUCUGAAAACUUAUUUCCUUGGUUGGUAGCUUUUAUUUUUAGCCCUGGUACUAGUUUAUAGCAGAUUUAAACUGUGGAAAAAAUAUAACUGGACAUGUUAUAAGGUGACUGACCAUCUUACAGUGAAAAUCAUUAUCUGAAUCUCAGAGUUGAGCCAGUACUCCAUAAACUUGCCACCUCAAACUUGUUCAGUAUUCAUAAAAGACAACAUGGAGAGAGUGAGUUCUAGCACAUUUCAAAACUAUAUCUUUUCCUACUUGAAAUUUUUAAGCUGUAAAUGAGAGCGGUAGAUGGCUAUUACUUUAGAAAAAAAAGAUGAGGUUUUGGUUCUCAGAAAAAAAGAAAGCGAGCCUUCCUCAAACAGCACAAGCCCACUCCCAAGUCAAAGGAAAGUGAGAAACCGAAGGUGCCAAAGACCAGCGCAGCAAGCAGGGGACACACUCUGUUCACACUCAUGCAGUAAAGGCGCCAUCUUGGUUCCCCGAGAAUGCUCCAAGGAGACAAGAGUCCCCCACUGACCCAGUGCUCUGCAUUGUCCACGUGAUCCUAGAGCAGUAGAGAGAAGGCCCAGGUGUGAGCACGGCAUGUUCACACAAAGAUCUUCAGACUGUCACUUGACCGUCCGCACCCUCCUGAUAAGAACUAGAGCUUGUAACAAUGCUUUUUCCUCUUUGAAUACCAAAGGCGAUUAAAGUCAGGUACAAACGACUUGCCAGUGUCAUGUUUGGUUUUGUUAAUAGAAUUUUUAAAAUAAUUUUUUCCAAAAUCUACCAUUACCCCAUAUUUUGCUUACUUUUUAAGUGUGUGUUUUCCUCCAUCGUUCAUAUACUUGGUGUUUGUAAAACUUAGUACUUGAGAUUCCAUAUCAUUGUGUUUAUAAACCCUGAAGAGAACCCAGAAAUGCUCACUAACUGGUGUCUCUGAAAAGCUGGUACCUCACCUUCAGCUUUGGGCAGAGUCGUACAGAUUAAAUCAUACAUAAAAGUAGGGACUAUUGAACACCUUCUAAUUCCAGAUUUACUGCUCAUUUUAGAAUCACACCUUUUGGUUCAAGCCUGAGUUUUAGAAAUUAAUGAACCAAUAUGAAGCUGGUAAAACUAACAAUGAGCCCUUCACCAAGAAGUCUCACUGCAGAACAGCACGUUCCGAGGUGAAGGUUCUUUCUUCAGGCGGGCUGCACAUUUUGUGCGCCUCUAACACCAGCCUGUCGGUGUCGUCCAGCUGGGGUAUGUGCGCAGGAAAGCCUGGGUGUUAGAGGAACGCAUUCUUUUUGCAGAAUAUUGACUACCUGAUUCCCUAUGAUGUCAUCUUGGGCGCCACGGCUUCCCUUGGCAAGGUUUUAAACAAGCAGUCUGAGGUCAUGAUCCUCAGCUUCUCCUCUUUUUUGCUCUUCAUUACCAAAGUGUUUGUCAGAACUCUGAAUUUGUCGGUAAUGACUGACAGUGAGUCUCCCUUCAGAGGCUGGAGUUCUCUGAGCGAGUGCAUUUGUGAGAGAAUGAGGGAACAAACAGGUACAGAGCAUGUCAUACGUGUCACGCUCCACCUGGCACCACCCCGGCCUUACAGCAUGUCACAUGAUUCCAGUGGCAUCUUCUGUAUGAGAGUGUUCCAUAGCAUUUUAAAUGUUCCCCAAAAUGAAUCAUGUUUCAAAAUUCUUAAUUUUAUAUUUCAUUUAAAUUAAAAAGGGAGAUAAAAGGUUUAUAAUAUAUUUUAAACACUGUUACUAUAUAAUACUAACAACAAAAAUUGUAGUUAAUAACUAAAGACUCUUGAAAAAUGUCAAAGAAAUAUUUGAUUUCUGCUGCAUCUUGACUAAAAUAUUUACUUCAGAAAUAAAAUCAUUUGUAUUUUGUUAUUACUUUAAUUACAUGAUUAAGAUCAAUACUUUAUAGAAGUCUGCGUUACUUUAUAUCUAAAAGGAAAAUUGUCCCUUAAUUCAUGGGUACACCGUACAGUUGUAAAUUGUUUUUUCUCCAGUACACUUCCUAAUAACGGUGGCAUCUGUAUUUCUCGAAUAUAAAGAAAACAUACUAAAAUUUCUCUAACCCAGUUACUAGAGCAUAAUAGAUGUGACUUUAGGUUCCUUCUUUUCUCUGGGCUCUUUAUCCUGGGAUUGGCUGGCUCCUGCCUUGUCUGUUUUUGCCUAGCUGUGUAUAUGUACAGUUAUACACAGAUCUGGACUAUGGUCUACUCACUGAUUGGUAGAUGAUAAUUGCUGUAGGCCGCACAGCCUGUCUGAAGAGUAUUUAAGUCAUCAGCAUCUGACCAGGAGCUGUUUCAAGUCACUCAUUGUAUGUCGUUCAGGGACACUGGAAAGCAUGCCUCUGUUCUUCAGCUCAUCCACACCCCAAUACAAGUAUUCUGUUUGCUCUAUAAAUAGCCAGCAAGCUUUUCUGUUAACAGCCAGAGAGUGUUUUAAGGUCUGUCAGUCAUGUAGCUCUCUUAUUACUCAUUUCUGCUGUUACAGCUAUAAAUAAUAUGCAAAUACAUGAGUGGAACUGUGAUGCAAUACACAUUAAAAAAAAAAGACAGAUGGAGGCCUGGAUUUGCCUCUUACAUCAUAGCUGCUGACCCCAAUCCAGAAUUUAAUUUGUUUAAGACCCUCUAACCUUUAACCUGCAUCUUUUCUCUUUUUUAUUUGCAUAAUUCACUUUAAAGCAGAAAUAUGUAUGUAUGUACACUUGUAUGUAUGUGUCACCUGAAGCUGUAUAUUUUGCUCUCUUGAAAGUAGAUAUAUUUUUUGGGGUCUCUUCAGGUUUUAGGAUAUGAUUGUCAUGAAAGAGGCAGAAUGGGAGGAUAGGCUUUCGGCACCUAUCUCCGUCUUGUUGUUCAAUGUCAUAAUUCCAGAUUGCUCAUGAACAAAUAAUCUGUAUGGCAUCAAAAUACUCCUUUCUAACUUUACCUGCUGACCGACACUUGGACCAAGACCUUGGGAUGUAGGAAAGUACGCACUCUCUUCUCACAGAGCUUUCAGAUGAGAGCAUUAUAGAAUUCCGGAUCUUGGUGCUACAGAAAACAGUCUUUUUGCAAACUGGGGGCAACACAAAAUGGGUUAUGUGCCCAGUUCACCCCUUGGUAUAGCCACUGCUAGUGUGUAGGGUGUUGACUGCUGUCACUCCUAGAGCAGCGUAAGUCUGAGUGAAGGUAUGUCCCCUGAGGCACGCCCCCUUCUCGCUUCAUUUCAUGAUGCUCCACAAUGUCUUCACAAGUAUGUCAGUACGCUUCACUUUGCAAUCAGAGCGUCCUUCAACCUCAGCUUUAUACUUGCACUGUUUAACAGUCAAUCAGCAGCGGCAGGACUCACGAAAGGUAAAAGUCUAUGGUAUCAUAUUACUAGCAUAUGUGUUGUGGUGUGCCAAGCCUGAUGGGCAGUAAGCUUCCUGUGAUGUUUGUCCAGCACUUCACUAUUUUUGGAAAUGAAACCUAUAUUCAGAAUGAUAGGGCAGAGAGAGCUCCUCUCAGCCUUUGUCAUGGCAUACAUAGAUGAACCGCCUUUCCAGGCCCUGCCUACUCAGGUCACUUCUGCUCUGUGUGCACAUGAGCUUCAGUACUCCGGAAACACUCAAAGCAUACAUGCAGAGCAGGCAGACACCUUGCAGUAACCUGUAUGCUACAGUAUCCUGCAUAUCGAUGAAAGUGCACACUAGAAAACCAUGAGAAGCAGAGCUCUUGAUUGACAGAAACUUAGAUGUUCAUUUUUGCUGGGUUAACUAAAUACAGUAUCCCUGAUUAUAAUUGUUGGUUUAGAAGUUGAAAUACCAUUCUUUAUUCUCACUGGCCUCAAAUUCGCUGAUAAUUUUUCCCUAAACUAAUAAGUGGGUAAGUAUAACCUUUGUUGUUACCCACUGGCUGCUCCUAAACUGGUUUCCAGUCAUGUCCUCCAUAAUGUGAUUUUUUUAUAAAUCAAAGGUAAUAUUGUAUAUUGAAGAUCAAAUAAAGAUGUUCUUUAAGUGAAAA